UCCCAGGGCUAGGAAUGCGCAGCAAUCAGGCAGGCUGGGGCCACGGCACCAGGGAUUGCAUAAAACAGGGAAACCCCAGAGCCCUGCCUACUGGACCAGGACCUGAGCAGCUCCGUCCAUCCGGCACUGGGGUCCAGGGACCCACCUGCGCUCCUUAGAACAGCCCUCAGCACAAUGAGGGGCCUCCGCUCUUUGCUCUACCUCCUCCUGCCACUGAGUGCCUGCUUCCCCCUGCUGGACAAAAGGGGGCCCACAGACAUCGUCGGUGACACCGGAGCCAGGAUGAGCUGGGCCCACCUGGCUGAGGGACGCAAACCCCACACAGUUCAAGGUCCUUCCCGGUGGCCUAGAGUACCACAGCCACAGGCCCUUCUCGUGGUGGCCAAGGAGCUGCAGGCCUCACGCAGGGAACACACCGGCUUCCGCCUUGGGAGGCAGGAUGGCAGCAGCGAGGCUGCAGGGUUCCUGCCCACUGACUCAGAGAAGGCCAGUGGCCCCCUGGGGACCCUGGCAGAGGAGCUCAGCAGCUAUAGCAGGAGGAAGGGAGGCUUCAGCUUCCGCUUCGGCCGGUGAGGGCCCGUGUGGACUCUAUCCGGUCUGUCUGUCCCCUGUCGCCCCCACCCCAACGUCAAGAACCCAGACUCGGAGAGAGCAAAGGCCUAUCAUAAUGAACUAAUGGUAGAUAGAUGUAUACCCAACUUUUCAUUUCCAACUUUGCUAAAGUGAAAAACCUAGGUGGUGUUUGAAAAAAACCAACCAACCAAAAAAACAAAACAAAAACAAUGUGUCCUUGUGCCAGCCCGUGACUCAGGCUGCUGUCUGUCCCAGCCUUCUUUCCCCCCUGGUCUGAUGGGAGCAGCUCCCAGACACAGGGGCAGGGCGCUGAGGCUGUGAUGGGGCCUUGAAUACAACAGGCCUGUGGCUCUGUUGCUCAUUUGUCGGUAGGUAGACAGAGAUUACAGCGGGAAAUCAAAGUUCUGACAGUCCCCACAGGGAUGCUGGAAGCUGACAUGUGAGGCGCCACUGUGAAAGAGCACACUCCACUGUGUAUACAACGUUGGUCUGAAAGUUAUAAAUGAAGGAGGAAAAAAAAAUAACCUGCCCAAACACAAACAAACCCAAAACAGUGUAUGUGCUCUCCAUCCCAUUAGCACAAGCUGCCUCUGGCAAGAGGGCCCCGCAGUGGAUGUUGGCUGGUGUCAGCAGCACCAAGCUUGCCCUUUUUGCCCUUUGGAUGGCCUGGGCAUCGCCUCUGGCAGCUGGCCUUGUCCAUGGUAGUGUUUGCCAAGCCAAGGGUCUCAUGGGAACUGAACUGUGAUUUUUUUUUUUCUUCUUCUUUUGCUUAGCAAGGUUGAGUUUCAAAUACCCCAACUAGGAA
Molecule: messenger RNA, 1378 nt
Organism: Meriones unguiculatus (Mongolian gerbil)
Lineage: Eukaryota; Metazoa; Chordata; Mammalia; Rodentia; Muridae
Gene: Qrfp
Product: pyroglutamylated RFamide peptide
Exons: 2
Coding region: 175-573 (132 amino acids)
Molecular function (GO): orexigenic neuropeptide QRFP receptor binding
Source: RefSeq, a predicted model, not a curated record